UAAAUGGGGUAGCACAAAGAGCGGGCCUCUCUCCCUGCUCUUUCUUACUCUUUGGCAGGGAACCAGGUAGACUAAUAUUCAUCUCAUGGACUAACAGUGAUUUUUUCCAAUAUUAAACCUCUCAUUUGCUGAUAAAAUAAUCAUUGUCUUCUGCCAUUGUUUCCUUUCAUUCUCUUCUGUCAUAUGUGUGUAUAUAUAUACACAUUUCAAUUCUUAGACCAGUGCGCAUAAUAAUUACAAGAUGCCAUGUGUUUUUUGUUUAAAACCCUUAACAUGGCCUAUUGAGCUUAAGUUGAAUUUGAACUGGACAUACUCUCACAGAGCUUUCCAGAUAUUUGACCCUAAAUCCCAGAGAACUGCCCACGUUUGUCUGCCCCUGCACUGAUGUAGAUCCCUUUUGGGCAGUUCUUAGAUAUAACCCCAGUCCACGUUGACUAGAGACCUGGGGAGGAUGCUCUAUCACGGGCAGCAGGACAUCUUCCCUGGAUCCAGCUUGCAUGUUUUCAUUUUGGUUCCCUUGUCAUAUACAGACUAAAAAAACUGUAAAGUGCCAGAGGCAAAUAAAUAUUGUCGCACAUAGGAAUGGAAGACAAGUGGAAAACUCCAAGAGUGUAUCUCCUGUUUUCUAGAAUGAUUCCUCAAGCGAAUAUGGAAUUCUUUCUCUUUGGAGAACUUAAGAUGCAGCUGGGAAAGAAAACAAUAGUGUGUGAAUUGUAAGGAAUGCCCUGCUGCUCCUUCCAAGGAGCUCUUAAGAAAGUCAGCAGAGAAAGGAAUUGAAAGGACUAGUAAGGAAGGAAAUACUUUCAGUGUUCUUUCUCAAGAUGUUUGGCUUACAUUUUAACAUCACGAUUUAAAAGAUAAUGAAGGCUUUCCUGCAUCUGGGACACAGAGAAUCUGUUCUUACCUGCUACAUGAUGUAUGCAUUCCUCAGUGCCAGGAAUAGAAUACAGGAAUGAGACACAGUAACAGGAAGUGUUUCACAGUUGUGUGUUGGUAUAGCCGGUAUCCCUUUGAGGGGCGGGUGAGAAGUCCAUGCUAGGGUCAAACAUUUUCUUCUGUCCCAGGGUGUACCAACUGUAAAACAAAGACACAAGGGCGGGGGAGUAAACAGCAGAGGACAGCAAUUGAGGCGGUAAUGGAAGGGGAGGAGUUAAGUGUGGAAGCUAAGGGGGUGGGGGUCAGGAGGUGCUGACGCAGACCGCACUGGGUUCUCAUCACAAGCCUGGCAAAUGUGUGUCCUGUUAAGCCUGUGGGUCCAUACAAGUUAGUUAAGCCUUGCCCCCAUAGCUGAAAGAUGCAUUGGACAAAGUGGGAGAAAAUGGAGAGCUUGCAAAAAACAACUCAGUGUUUUAAGUUAAUUUAAAUAAUAUUUCCUAUAGUAUUUGAAGUUCUUCUAGGACUCUCUUAGGACAAUUUGAAUGUUGCUACAAUGUUCCUACACUCAUGAUGAAGGAAAGUAUGAAUUAUGCCAGAGUCCUUUGUUAACUGACUGAAAUUCAAAACUGGAAGAAAUGCCUUUCUGGAGAGGUUGCUGGAAGAUAGGCACCCUCCACAUUUCUGGUGAGAAGUUACAUCUGUGAAAAUGAGGCCAUCCCCAUGCCAACACACUGGGAGAAUGUGAAUACUGAGGUUCCCUACCAGCUGGUUUCCCUGCAGAACCAAACCCAUGAAUAUAACGAAGUUGCCAGUCUCUUUGGGAAAACAAUGGAUCGGAACCGAAUUAAAAGGAUUCAAAGGAUUCAAAACUUAGACUUAUGGGAGUUCUUUUGCAGGAAAAAGGCUCAGCUCAAGAAAAAGAGAGGUGUCCCUCAGAUCAAUGAGCAAAUGCUGUUUCAUGGCACCAGCAGUGAAUUUGUGGAAGCAAUUUGCAUUCACAACUUUGAUUGGAGAAUCAAUGGUGUACACGGUGCUGUCUUUGGAAAAGGAACCUAUUUUGCUAGAGACGCUGCAUACUCCAGCCGUUUCUGCAAAGAUGACAUCAAGCACGGUAACACGUUCCAGAUCCAUGGGGUCAGCGUGCAGCAGCGACAUCUGUUCAGAACCUAUAAAUCCAUGUUUCUUGCUCGAGUGCUAAUUGGGGAUUACAUAAACGGAGACUCCAAAUACAUGAGACCUCCCUCCAAAGAUGGGAGCUAUGUGAAUUUGUAUGACAGCUGUGUGGAUGACACCUGGAACCCAAAGAUCUUUGUGGUGUUUGAUGCCAACCAGAUCUACCCAGAGUACUUGAUAGACUUUCACUGACCCCGCUUCCCAGGCUCAGUGGUCAAAGCUUUGCUCUCUCGUUGCAGGAGGAUUUGGCCCCUGUCUUCUAGCCGCUAAAUAUAAAUAUUGGCUACUUUUGAAACAGAUGCAGGAAAGAAUGCGGCUGGAUAUAUAAAGAAGUACUGGCUGUCAGGUUGGUUACAUGUUGUUCUGUUUCUGUCAGUUACAGUUUUGUUAAAGACCAAUACUGUUGCCAUUUAACAUACAUCAAUGAGAGCCACAUAAAACCGAACGGGUUAGGUCUCAUUACCGAGGCCAGGUGGUCUUCAAAGGUCACAUGUUUGUAUCAGGUCAAGUGAUUUUAGUUUGCGUUCCCCAGUAGGAGAACCAGCCCUUUAUAAAUGGAGUUUUGGCAUUAUUGUCUGUCAAUGAGCAUGUCCCUUUGUUGGUCUUCUAAAGGGGGCAUUAAAACCCUGAAACAGGCCCUGGUGCUCCCAGAGGAAAGAAACAAAGGCAUUGUCUGCCAUGCUGGCAGAUACGGUAGCAGAAGAGAGACCAAGACAGAGCCUGCUUCCCACUGCUGGAGGAAGGCAGGCUGCAGCCCCAGAACAGUUCACACCCUUCUCACCUACCUCCCACAGUUGAGCUGACCGUGGCUGCCAGUGGUCACUAGCUCACAGUUCAGCCCCCAGUGCUCUGUGGUCCCUGCCCCAAGAUGUUUAUUUUCUCUUUGUUUUCCAGGCCCUGCAGUGAUCAUUUCUAAGAGGUUUUAUCUAUGUCCACCCCCCCCACACACACACACACAUAUAGCUGUUCCACUGUGAUUCCUAAAAUCCACAUGUAUUAGUAGCUGGGUAUCUCCGUUUUGAAUGAUUGUAUGUGAAGAACAUGGGAUGCUGGGAAGAAGUCUGGUUUCUUUAGAGUAGCGACUGACAGAUCCCAACUCCUGAGCAGCUGUAGAACAGAGUUGUGCUCAUGGCUUUGCCUCUCCGCUUCCCUGCUGUGCUGUCCUGAAGAUGAAGUGGACAGUGCCAGCUUCCUGCUGCCCGUCGGUGUUCUAGCAGAGGUUGGACAACACCCUAGCAUGGUGUUGUCCAGGUGUUGAAGUGUUAGACAAGGAGCUGCCUGUCUGAUUGUCUACCCAGCAUUGAUUUUUCCAUAAUUCCUCAUGGGAAAGAUCACUCCCCAGGCCAUUCACCCAGAACCUUUGCCUAACUCUUAAUACUGCAUCUUGUCUCUACUAUCCCCAUUCAGCUUUAGCUGAGAUAAAGUGAGCACAAGUUAGCUUCUGGUACCCCUGCCUGUAUUGUUCUCUUUAUCAUUUGACCUGGGAAGCAUCUAGAAAAAAUACAUGUGUGGAACAGGAUUAGGGAUGGUGAUUCUUUCAGCUUCGUAUAUCACCAGAUUUUCCUUAUAGCCCUGAACAUGUGUAAUUGUACGGUGGGUAGUACAUAAACAGCACACAGGAAACUGUAUGCACAAUACUUGGGAGCACUGUGGCAGUAAUGACUUCCUGGCUCCAAUGUGUAGGUCCACCACUGGUUUAAGAAAGGACAGAAAGGACACAUUUUAAAACCAACUGUAGUCACUGCAGAAGUGCCUGGAGGCAAAUAGGCUAGGCUGCCUACCUGCUCACCAAACCAGUGUUCAAGGCAUUAGGCAUUCAGGAUCUAACCAUCUCUUCUACAGCUGUGUUCAUGUGAAGUAUUGAAGGCCCUCUUCUCUCGAGGCUGUCUCCCCCAGCUUUCAAUGCACACUUCUCUCAGUACUUGAAUGGGAUGACUCCUGUAGUUGGGGUUGUUUCCUUUAGACUUGUGUGUCCGUGUCAAGGUGACUGAGAAAGCAGGCGGUCUGUGCAGUCAGUCUCCUUUGUGGGCUGCAUGAGAGCAGCAGGGCACGUCCCAGGGCCGCCCUAAGGAAGCACUGCAUUGUUGGUGGACUGCCAGCCCCUUUUACAAGAAAGAUGUGAUUUGAUACGUGUUUUAAACUAUAACGACGUAGAAUUCACUCAUGUUAAACUUUUACUUGUUUUGUCUGGUAAGUGUAUAGUGGACCAUCGUUUCCCCUGCUCAUCGAAUCCAGUGGGAGGGGAGAGUGGGGGAAGCAUUGCAUAGUGAUGAGCUGUGCUACAAAGCUGGCUGAAUAAAUUCCGUUGAGUACAAACUUGUCUUAUCUCUGUGUGGAGUCUACACUUGGGGUAAAAAGAAAUGUGUUUAUGGAAAACAUUUUCCUAAAUCUUUUAUCUCCCACCAGGAACAGUUGAGAUUAAUGGAUCAUUUUAUUUCUAGACUGGUGGUGGUGGUGAUGAUGGAGAAUUAUGAUAUUUAAUGUCUGAGUGUAUUGUUUCCACAAUUGUUGAUUAAAGUUUUCUAUAUCAGG
This is a messenger RNA of Peromyscus leucopus (white-footed mouse), 4581 nucleotides long. It is a transcript of the gene Parp11, whose product is annotated as poly(ADP-ribose) polymerase family member 11. Bases 1597 to 2241 code for a protein of 214 amino acids. The record is from RefSeq and is a predicted model, not a curated record. Gene Ontology annotation, molecular function: NAD+ poly-ADP-ribosyltransferase activity. NCBI's taxonomy places the organism in Eukaryota, Metazoa, Chordata, Mammalia, Rodentia, Cricetidae. The transcript is spliced from 5 exons.